Mangifera indica (mango) is the source of this 1632-nucleotide messenger RNA. RefSeq names its product protein NDL2. The record is from RefSeq and is a predicted model, not a curated record. NCBI's taxonomy places the organism in Eukaryota, Viridiplantae, Streptophyta, Magnoliopsida, Sapindales, Anacardiaceae. The coding region runs from base 206 to 1243 and encodes 345 amino acids. The transcript is spliced from 11 exons.
GAGUUGGACAAGUUUAGUGGAUUGAGAGAGAGAGGGACAAGUUUUUUGAAUUUUUUUUUUUUUUUUUAAAUUCUGAAAAGCAGAGAAGGGAGGAAGAUUAAGGAUAUAUAUAUAUACACGGAUAUAGAGUUAUAUAUAUUACAUCCCUGGAGAACUACACCUUGAAAUCAUCUUCAAAUUGAGAGGGAGAGAUAGUAAGAGAAAAAUGGCAGAUUCUUCUAGCGAUUCGGUAUCUAUUGAUAUGGAGACUCCUUCUCCGUCUGGAAAGGAGAACCUUGUAAAAACUUCCCAUGGUUUAGUUUCUGUUACUGUGUAUGGAGAUCAGGACAAGCCAGCUCUCAUCACUUAUCCAGAUUUAGCUCUGAACUAUAUGUCUUGUUUUCAAGGAUUAUUCUUUUGUCCAGAAGCAUGUUCCUUGCUCCUCCACAACUUUUGCAUAUAUCAUAUAAGUCCUCCUGGGCAUGAGUUGGGAGCUGAUGCAAUUAGCACUGAUGAACCUGUCCUUUCUGUUGAUGAAUUGGCUGAUCAGAUUUCUGAGGUUCUCAACUAUUUUGGACUUGGUGCAGUGAUGUGUUUGGGGGUUACAGCAGGAGCUUACAUUCUUACCCUAUUUGCUAUAAAAUACAGGCAACGAGUGCGUGGUUUGAUACUAGUUUCUCCACUGUGCAAAGUGCCUUCUUGGACAGAGUGGUUCUGUAAUAAGGUGAUGUUAAACUUACUUUACUUCUAUGGCAUGUGUGGAGUGGUAAAGGAGUUAUUGCUAAAGCGAUAUUUCAGUAAGGAAGUUCGUGGCAGCGCUCAAAUACCUGAAUCUGAUAUAGUUCAGGAAUGCAGAAGACUGCUGGAUGAGAGGCAGUCUACAAAUGUGUGGCGGUUUCUUGAAGCAAUUAAUAGGAGACCAGACCUUAGUGAAGGGUUGAGGAAACUACAAUGCCGCUCUCUAAUAUUUGUUGGGGAGAACUCUCCAUUUCAUUCUGAGGCUGUCCACAUGACUUCAAAAAUAGAUAGAAGAUAUAGUGCCUUAGUUGAGGUUCAGGCCUGUGGAUCAAUGGUAACAGAGGAGCAGCCUCAUGCUAUGUUGACACCAAUGGAGUAUUUUCUCAUGGGAUACGGAUUAUACAGCCCGACACUAAGUGUCAGCCCUAGAAGCCCAUUGAGUCUGUGUUGCAUCUCUCCCGAGCUUCUCUCACCAGAAAGUAUGGGCAUCAAGUUAAAACCAAUAAAAACUCGACUUUCUACAUAAAUCCAAAAAGAGAUGAACUCAAGCAAGGUUCCUUUUGUGGUAAGUUUUUUGAAGGUGUUUAUAGCUUUUGAUUGGCGGGCGUCGAUAAAAAAGGGAAUUUAUAGGAGCUUUCUAGAUAGAGAAAAAGGAGGAAAGAUAAUAGGAGCAUAUUAAAUAGAAAUCAGAUAUCAUUCUUUUAUAUGAAUCCAUAAAGAGUGGUAGAGAAUGGCCUGAGUCAUCUGUAAAUCCUCAUGAAUAAUUUACCAGCUACAAGCAAAUAAAGAUAGUAUAAAAUAUGUGUGGGAUGAGUUUGUGAUUUUUCAGCUUGUAAAGUAUAUGCGUUGUCAUUGGAUUCUGUCAAGUUGAUUUAUUGCAAUUUUAAGCUGGCAUGGGAUGAUGAUGAGAGAACA